Oppiella nova is the source of this 4594-nucleotide messenger RNA. NCBI's taxonomy places the organism in Eukaryota, Metazoa, Arthropoda, Arachnida, Sarcoptiformes, Oppiidae. The record is from the annotation of a GenBank genome assembly.
GAGAUUAGACUUUGCAUUCAAUUUGCAGUAAAUUAGGCUAAAAAUGGAUAAAUUUGCCAUUGAUUUGGACAGUAUUCUCGAUGAACUCGAAGAGACUGAAGACUCGACGGAAGUGAGAGGACAUCCGCCAUCGCUGGUGAAGAUCGCGAGUGACAACACUUUCGGCUACAAUAAGACUAACUUCUCUUCGCUUCAGACCUACGCCGACGACACGACUGUCCGCUCGGCCGCCGACGCCAUCGCGUGCUCCACAUCUUCGGCGCCCAACACGUCAUACAAAAGGCAUUUAUUAUCGUCUUAUAUGGAGAGCCAUACUCUGGAGUCGUUGGACUCGUCUGAAGCGGACUUCGGAAUUAGUGUCAAACGGAUGGAUAGCGAGAGUAACGGAGCCUUAGAUCUAAAGAACGGAAGGACUACUUAUGGUGCAGACAAUGGUCUCAAGGAAUCCGUCGAAAAGAAUCGAUUGAUUGCUUCGCUGUUAGAGAAGGCGAAGUGGAAUACAGAAGGAGUGACACCACAGAUGACUGAAUACGACACCACUUCCAGCGAUGAAGAGGUUUCCGAUGAAGUGCUUUAUGUGUCGAUCGACCAAAAGAGUGAUACCAAUGAUAACACGAAUCUAAUGGACUCUGAAUUGAUGUCAAACGAUAACAUUGAACAACAGAUCGAUAUAAUGAUAUUGCCCUCCAAUUCAACACAAUUACCAUUUGAUGACAAUAUGACACAUUUGAUUGAAAAUGUUUCACAAAAUAAUUGCUUAGAUCUGAACGAAUUGGAAGAGAAUAUUAAUGAAUCGGAUUCUGUGGUGACUGAAGAGGUACCGGUAAUGCAAGAUCUUAUAGAUAAUGAGAACAUUGAGUCAGAAGUUGUGAAUGAGUUAAGUGAAGAACCGUCUGAAGAGAUUGAAUUGGAAACCGAGUGUCAAACGGAUGUGAUGUCUGAAGAGAAUGUGAUAAAUGAUGACAAAUGGGAAUCGGAUUCAAUCACAAACAAUAUCGACAAUUCAUUAAAUGUUAUGAAAUUCAAUGAAAUUGAAGUCAACAUCGAUGAGUUGACUGAACAAGAGAUUAAUGAAUAUUUAAGUGAAUUCGAUGACAAUUAUUGUGAUGGCAAUGAAGUGAUUGUCUCUAAUAUCAGUGCAGAUGAAAUUGGAACCAAUGUGUCCAAUAUAAACAUCGAAGCAAACAGUGAUCCAACAAAUAAUGACUUUUUGAAUACAACUGAUAGGGACAUAAACUCCAUGAGUCAGUCGACGUCCAGUGUUUCCAUUGAAGAUAACGAUAAAAUUAGUGAUAUAUCGGACUUCGAUGUGAGCCAUCAAACUAACCAUCAAACUAACCAUCAAACUAACCAUCAAAAUAAUACUUUCACACAAAUCCAACAAAAUCACAACAAUUGCAUUGAUAAUCAAAACGAAAGUAUUCCGGAAAUAGAAGAAGACAUUCCUUCGCGGCAUAACCGACCGAAUACUCUGCCGAUCGCUUCCAAUGCGAUAAAUGUGAUGAGUGUUGCGGCUAAUGAAGAGCUUAUUGAUAACUCUGUGGAUCAGAUAAAUGAUGAGAAUAAUAACGACAAUAAUAACAAUGAGACUAAUAAUAAUAAUAAUGUGCCAAAUGAUGAGGAUUUAAUACAAAACGGUGUACCAAACGGAGAGAUUAGUGAACAGAACUUAACUCUUGAUCUGAAUGGAGAAAUAUCUGAGGGUUUGGCCGAAGACUUAGCACUUGGAUUGAGUGAAGACGAGCAGAUGUUAGGAAAAGUGAAGCCCUUUUGGAUUCCCGAUAAUGAGACACAGAUGUGUAUGCAUUGCGACAUCAGAUUUAAUCUCAUUAAGAGGAGACAUCAUUGCAGGGCGUGCGGCAAAGUGUUGUGUUCCCAGUGCUGUAAUUGUAGAGCAAAACUAGUGUAUUUGGACGGCGAAGUGGCCAGAGUUUGUCACGUCUGCUAUUCAACAUUAGCUCGAAUCGCUGCAAUUGAGAGAAAUGCAAACGAUAUGAACCAAUCGAGUCCUUCCACUUUAAGACCUGAUAAUCUGUAUCCCAAUUCGGCUUCUGGACCGUCCUCUGCCUCUAACAUGAGAAGUCCUGAUCCCAACAAUCCGUCGGAGUAUUGUUCAACAGUCUCCCCAUUAGAACAGGAACAGGAUCUCAUGAACCGAAUGCCGCCCACUGUUAUGGUUCCCGUCGGCGUUCUCAAGAGAGGCGAUCGGCCUAAAGGAGAGCCCAAACAAGUGGUCUUUUCUGACGGCAUACGUCCCGGUGGAGACCUGACUGAAACCAGUGGUGAGGGCACAAGCAGUUUAACAUUCUUGCGGCGCACCGGAAGAAUACAACACAAACUAAAGUCACCCCCCGUUGAGAACGUACCUGCAGUUCAAAUCCCUACCACUUCUGCCAAAUCUAAGGCCAGUCGUAUUAGUGAGGUGUGGACUUUUGCCUCGAAAGGUAUGGCCACUAUAGGUCAGGACGAGAUUCUCGUCACUUUAGAACGUCUACCAGAAGAAGAUACCUUUCCCAGAGAUAUAUUCCGGUUAUUCACAACUGUUUACGACAGCGCCACUAAAGGCAUGCAUUACUGUCAUCUAUUCUUUCCGGACGGACUGUUUGGCCACAAAGACAACAGUGGGUUCCUAUUUGCGCGCCCGACCCUCCAGUGCUUUAGUAAUUUAGUGCUGCCGUCACCCCCUUUCCUAUUGGCUAUACUUAUACACAAAUGGGAGAUUCCGUGGGCGAAGGUCUUUCCCAUCAGAUUAUUACUACGUUUGGGAGCAGAAUAUAAAUACUACCCGAGUCCUAUAGUGAGCUACCGGUGCCGUAAGCCUGUGUAUUGCGAAAUCGGGCACACGAUUAUGAAUGUUUUGGCUGAUUUUCGAAACUUUCAGUACACUCUUCCAACUGUUUCUGGACUUACCAUUCAUUUGGAAGACAAGAAAAUAACAGUUCAUUUGCCACGAAAUCGUUAUGAAAAGGUGCAGAAAGUGGUGACAAACAGCAACGAACACGUAUUGGCUUUCGGCGCCAACUUUAGCCUUAAAGCGGACUCGCAUUUGGUUUGCAUGCAAAACGAUGUGGACGGACAGUACCAAACCCAGUCCAUUAACAUCGAAGGGGCUGUGCGUAAGACAACGGGCGCCAGUUUUAUUGUAUUCAGUGGAGCCCUCAAGUCGAGCACUGGACUCACUGCCAAAAUGUCUAUCGUUGAGGACGGACUGCUCGUUCAGAUCCCUCCCAACACAAUGACUCAAUUGAGGAAUUCUAUUAAAGACAUGAAAGACUAUGACAUCAAAUGUGGUAAAAUUGAUUCACUGCCAGAAGAGGUGAUACAUAUGUCGUGGGCUGAAGAGGACAUGACUGUCAAUCUCGGCGUCCGAAGUCCUAUUGACGCUACAAAUUUGGAGGGAAUUCAAAGCAUACGAAUAUACAACGGAACCGAUUAUACAAACAAUAAGUUUGUGAUCCGAUGGACAGAAGUGUUUUUUCUUCACGUCAAUGAAAACAGUCGGAGGAAUGAUUCGUUAGACUCGAGUAGAUUAGCCGAAAUGAUAUCUCAAGCAUUUUGUUUGGCAUUGAUUUCGUGUUUGGAUCAGUUGUUUGACAGCGGGUGCACUAAAAUCGGUUUAAGAAUUAAUUUGGAUUCCGAUAAAGUAGGAUACGAAGUGGGAAGCAAUGGCACGUCUCUACCGCCCCAAUACAGCACUGAAUUGGACGGCGCACUCAUACCUGUCAUUAUGGACAACAUCUCGACCGGCAUUGAAGACCAACUCGUUAUGGAAUUAUUUGUCUUGUUCACACCGAUGGAUUCGUUCAAUGAUUUAGCGGCGAAUGGCGGACAUAAUGGGCAACAAAUGGCACAAAUGAGCGCUGAGUCGACGGCUAGAGUGCGACCGCCAUCCUCGCACUACCUGACAGACCAUAUGCCGCCUCAACACAGAACUCAUUACAACUCACCGCCUCAGGAGACACAGAUGAGACGACCGAACACUUCGUACAACGACUCGAUCAGUGAACUCACAAAACAAACCAAUUUAUUGUCGUUUGGAGUGAACGAUAAAAACAAUUACAACAGUAUUGGCGGCGCAGGAGAUCUCAGCAACAACUCGUGGAUUGCCUCAGAACCCAAAGGACAGUCCUCUCAGAGUGUUUCCAGCGGUUCAAUGAUGGGCCCACCGGACAGCAAGUUAUCUCCUUUUGCCAAAGAAUUCAUACCGCGAACGACGAUGAGUUACCCUCAGGCCCCAUCCGUGUCCAACGGCUGGAACGCCAAUCCCGGUCGUGUGGAUCCAGUGGACAGAGACUUCGAUGACUUCAUUGCGUGCACUUAUUUGAGGGAAUUUAUCGAUACGAUUACUAUUAAACCGAAUAAAUAUGACUCAGGAAUCGCUUACUUGACUGAACUAAUCAACAGUUACAUCGACGAGGACGACGAGGUCCUCGUAACCAUUGUCAACAUUAUUGUCGAUCAGGCAAUCGUUGAUCCGCAGUUCCGUUACAAUGGAGUCCGUCUUUGCACUUAUUUCAUGGAUCACUUGAUAGAGUUGUCUGAAGACAAGACUUUCAAACUCCUCCUCUUUAAACGGUUGCUAUUUAUACAGUAA